Messenger RNA from Pediculus humanus corporis (human body louse), 789 nucleotides. RefSeq lists its product as uncharacterized. The record is from RefSeq and is a predicted model, not a curated record. The transcript has 2 exons. Bases 1 to 789 code for a protein of 262 amino acids. Gene Ontology annotation, molecular function: oxidoreductase activity. Gene Ontology annotation, cellular component: endoplasmic reticulum. NCBI's taxonomy places the organism in Eukaryota, Metazoa, Arthropoda, Insecta, Psocodea, Pediculidae.
AUGCCAAAAAUAAAUUUAAAAGAAAAAUAUGGCAGUUGGGCUGUUGUGACGGGUUGUACUGAUGGCAUAGGUAAAGCAUUUUCAUACGAAUUGGCAAAAAGAGGUUUGAAUAUCGUUCUGAUAAGCAGAAACAAAGAAAAACUCGAACGAGUAUCGAACGAUAUUAAAAACGAUUACAAAAUCGAUACUAAAAUAAUAAUGUGCGAUUUUACAAAAGGAAGAUCUAUUUACGAUGACGUUAAAUUAUUGAUGGAUGAUUUAGAUGUUGGAAUAUUGAUUAACAAUGUCGGAAUUCAAUAUAGUCAUCCGAUGUAUUUUGGAGAAUUACCAGACGAUGAAAUAUGGAACGUUUUAAAUGUCAAUUUGGGAUCCGUGGUGCAAAUGACGAAAAUAAUACUUUCAAAAAUGUUGGAUAAGAAAAAAGGCGCCAUUGUUAAUUUAUCAUCCGGUUCGAAACUUCAACCACUGCCUUUUAUGAAUCUUUACGCGGCAUCGAAAAUUUUCGUGGAUUUUUUCACCGAUGCUCUGAGAGAAGAAUAUAAAAAUUCAAAUUUGACGAUACAAUGUUUGUGCCCUUAUUACGUCACUACGAAAAUCAAUCAUUUCAACGAUAGAUUAUUGAAAAAUAAUUUAUUCGUACCUACUCCAUCCCGUUACGUUAAAUCCGCGCUCGAUACGUUAGGGAUAAUUGAUAACACGACCGGAUAUUGGCCUCACAGAUUACAAUAUUUAUUUGCCGUCAUGUGUCCGGUUUGGAUAAAAACAUACGUCGGUGGAAUAAUUUGUUAA